UCUCUCAAGAAAGCCACCUUUGGCGGCCGGCGGCAGGCUGGCCGGACUGCAUCGAUGCCGCCAAAGGGCACUGGUGCCACCGGCGAUGGCUGGGGGAGCCGCUGGUUCUCCUCCCCUCCAUCGCUGGCGGACCCGCCUAGUGGCGUCGUGACGGGGCAGGAGCCAGCGGGGCUCCUGUCUUCAAAAUGUGAGAGAGAUGAAAGUGAGACGCCGGAAGACGAGCCGUCGGCCUCCCCUGAGAAGAUGAGAGAGAGUGUGAGAGGGAAAGAGAGAGAAUGAGAAAAAGAUGGGAAAAAUAGGCAAUUCAGAUUUAGAAUUCGAUGGCCUAGAUUUGAUGUCCCUAAGAUUUUCUUAUAUAUAAGUGAAGGAUGACUCUAGCUAUCCAACAUCACCUCUAAAGAUAACCAAGUUUAAAGUUAUCAGAAAUGUAUUGGAUAAUUAGUUGAUAUGACACGUUUCUUUUUCUUUAUAUUUACAUAGCACAUAUAUGCCACUUUUAAAUUUCAAGGGGAACACCAAAAGCUUCAUGGAUAUACAUGCCUAGGUUUCCCAGUAACGCGAUUUAUGACUAUGAUCUGGCCCACAUUUCUGUCAUCAGAUAGUCAAGAUCUGGAAUUCGUGGCAGGUUUAGCUGUAAAGGCAUCGUCUUUAACUCAUCAUGUUUCAUUCUCCCUUCAAAGAGAAAAAUGCAAUUGUGCUGGAGUGUCAUGGAUUGUCCUGGCUCCAUAAUCCUGGGUCACCUCUUUCGACUAGAGUCCGUCUCUCCCUAAAAAAUAUGGGCCUCACGUACCGAAAAGCUAUUGCACCAUAAUCCUCUCCAAUGUCACUCUGGUCGACCAAGUUCUGGGAGAUGCUAGGCUGUUUUCAGUUUCCACAGCUACCAUUGCACAUGGUCUUUUCAUCUAUCAUGGUACGUUAAGACCUUCAAGUGAAUUACAACAAUCCAAAAACUUGGAACAAGCCAUUGAGGAAGAGAUUAAUCAUCACAAGAUGCUUAUCAGAAAUCUGAAAAUGAAGUUCCACUCCUGUCUCGUAUUUCCAACUUUUUUUUCCCUGUUUUUACGUGUGGAUGGGAAGUCACGUCCCCAGGCUACAGCCUUGCAGGGAGCCAUACUUGGGGCAUUUCCCUUGGCUCAAACUUGGUAAACAUGACCUCAAAAUAGUCUCCUGAAACUCGACCGAGGGAUUAUUCAAGUGAAAAACGUUGUGAGUUGGGUGGGUUGCAUAGGUGAAGCAAGUUACGUGGAGUAGUUCCCUUACUUUGCUAUGUUGAUAGCGUUUACUUUUGUAAUGUUGAUGCAAAAUCUUGACGCGCGCGGAUUGGUGCUGUUCAAAUAAUCAGAAACCUUCUGGCGAAUAAGAAAGUUGGCUGCAUAUUUAGUCGUAGGGGCUUCUGAUGGGAUAAAAAGAAAUGCAAGAAUAUUUUUCUAUGUAGGGUGAGUGAAAAUAUUUUACCCCGUCCGAUUGACUCAUUGAGGAGUGUAUGCCGGUGAAGCUUUGCAUCAUCCAGUACGCCCUGAAGUGAUGUUUACCUGGACGGGGUCGAUCAGUACACCCUGAACUGGUCAGACAAAACUUUUUCAGAAAUGCAGAUCUGCAGAAGCAAGUUACCUGGAAGCAAGAAGCGAGAUUUUAUUGGAAGACGUGAAGGCUCUGAUAGAAAUUGGCUUUGAUAUAUUUCUUCGUUCACAUGACAAGCUUUUUGUCCAGAUGGGGAAAUAUUCUGAUCAGACUGCUGAAGAAAUACAAGAAGAGUCUGACCUUGAAAGUUCCUUGGCGACCUCUCUAUAGUACUUUGUUGAAGACUCACCUUGCCAGGAAUCCUGGUGCUGAAGGUUGGAGUUUGAGAGAACAACAUUUUAAGAUAUUCAUAUCACUUGUACAAUGUUGCCGAGCUUUUUUCCCUUCGGGUUCCGCAGCUGAGAUAUGGUCAGAGUUUGAACCCUUCUUAGACAAUCCAUGGCACGGCUCAUCCUUUGAAGGCUUAGGGUUAAUCAGUUUAUUCCUCCCAACAAACUCAGAGAAUCAAGCAUACAUUUCGAAUAGCUAUAUUCAAACUUGUUUAGAUCUCUGGGUUUUGAAUCCACAUUCUGAAUUUUGGGAAGUUAAAUGGGCUGAUCUUAUUGGCCGAUGCAUAAGGAACUGCAGUUCAGUGGAUUGGGAAGGAUUUUUGCCAGAAAUAUUUACACAUUACAUGAAUAUGUUUGAGGUUCCUGUGGAAAACGAAAAUGGUGUGUACCCAUUUCCCCUUGAGGCACCAAAUAAUAAUAUGUUUUUAUACCUUAGUGUUGUGCCUGUUGCUGCCAAGGUUGUCGCAAAAUCCAUUGUCUACCUUCUAAAGCCAGGAGGUUCUGCUCAGGAGUUUUUUGGGAAAUUGGCAACUCGCUUGGAACAAUUCUACCACCCCUCCAAUGAUGGCCACUGGACAGAUGUGCUAGAAGCUUUUUUAUAUUAUUUAGUGAUUACCUUCAAGAAGCGGCUAGAAAAAGAGCAGCAGAAUCUGUUGAAAGGAAAAAACUCUCAAAUUUCCCUUGGAAAAUCAGAACAAGUUGCUUUUAUCAAGGUUGUGUUGCGGUUUAUAGUUCGUGCCCAGUAUAAUGAGGACAAAUCUUUUUCUGAAGUUGCUGCUGCUUCAAUUUCCAUUUUGUCAUAUAUAGAGCCAUCUUUGAUGAUUCCCUCCAUGAUAUCUCGAUUCCAUUUGGCAUUAGAGACUCUGACAACCACACAUCAAGUACCGACUGCAAUGACUGCUGUCGCAUUCACUGCUCGGGCACUAUUUUUUUGCUCCCUUGCUGAUUCAUCAUCCACAGCCGAUAUUAUGGAGGAAAGUUCUUGUCGUGCUUAUGGUGAUUUUUUGGCAUUAUCGUUGUCCAAUGCUCUGCUUGGAAUCGAUGCAAAUGAUCCUUCCAAGACUUCAGCAAGUAUUCAGCUCAUUGUUUCAAUGUUUUCCAAUCUAUCGGUUCUUGAUGAUGAUGGGAGUUUGGCAAAUGCUCUACCAAGCAUCAAUUUCUCUAAGUGGUUGGAUGAGUUUCUACAACGCCUUUUUUCUAUAUUUCUAUUUUUGGAGCCAAGCAACACACUAAAUGAAGGUGCCCACCAAUCAUUGUCUUCCUCAGGAACAUUUCUUCUGAGUGACAAAUAUUACUUCCCUAUGUUGGUAGUAUUAUUGGGUAGAUUGUCCAAACAUCUUCACAAACAGGCACUGGAGAAAAUCUCCAAGUUUCUCAGAACAAAUAUUCUUCCUGGAUCUGCCGCAGAGAUUGGGCUUCUUUGCUGUGCUGCUGUCCAUUCAAAUCCUGAAGCGGCAGCUGUUUACGUAAUUGAUCCAAUCUUGACAUCCAUUGUCUCUUCCUUGCAAGGGACCCCUGUGUCAGGUUUUGGUGGAGGAACAUAUGACGUAUCAUACUCAGCCAAGUCCAUGCUACCUCCAGCCCUUGAAAUUGCCACCGAAUAUCAUCUGCACAUUUUGGCUCUUGCCAUCAGAUAUGGAGGCUCCUUCUUGCUUCAAUACAGAGAACAACUGAAAGAAAUUACUAGAUCUGCAUUUGAUGCACCAUCUUGGAAGGUAAAUCUAGCUGGUGACACUCUCCUUUGCCUAUUGCUUCGUAGCCUGGUUCAUUACUAUCCAAUAGAUCAGUACAGGUGCUUUUCUUGUCACCCGGUUGCUGGUGCCAUGGAAGAAUGGGUGAGCAGAAAGGAUUAUCGGGAUGAAUACUUUUUAUCAGGCCCUAACUGGCAUAUUCCUAGUGACAAUGAAGUUUUGUUUGCCAAUGAGCUUUUAGACUUGCAUCUUAAUUCUCCUUUAGAUGUUCUUCUCAAUAUCUGUCAAAGCAAGUCUCAUGGAGAUCGAGGACUGGAAAGGGAACAUCUAAAAGUUCUUCUUUUGCGAAUAAGCUCUUCACUGGAAGGUGUUCAGUCAUGCUUGCCUGAUUUUCGCUCCUCUUUAACUGAUGGGCCUGGAAACGAAUACCUUCAAAGUCAGUUUAUCGUGGGAGAAACUGGUGCAACUGUUGGCAGUCCAGAAUUGAGAGAAAAAGCUGCAAGAAUAGUGCAUAUCAGCUAUGAAUAUUUAUUGAAAGAAAGACCGGAUGACAGUAUGUUGCUGAGACUUGUGACCCAUAUCAUGGAUUUUAUAGGAAAUUAUGGAAGCAUGGAAUAUGAGCGGUCAAAUAACUUGCGUGAUUGGGAUCUGGAUGCUUCCAUAAUUGAGCCUCCUGUAAACUUUAUCAUUCACUCUUGCUUUGAAGGAAAGAAAAGGCCUCAGUGGGUUCUAGCUAACAAGGUGCACAUGCACAAUACAUGGAGGUCAUCACAAUCAUCUUAUCACCUGUUUCAUGUCAAUGACAAAAUUCUUCCAUCAAAAUAUUUCGAGACCUUGAUGGAUGAUCUACUGAACCUCUCAUUGCAUAAUUUCAAGAUUGUUAGAGUGGUUGCUGUGGAAGCUCUUCAAAAGAUGUUCAAACGCUUUCCAUCUCUGGUUGUAAAGUGCAUUCCUGCCCUCACAAAGUGCUUGCUUGAUCCUAAUACACCAGAACAUAAGGUGUUGGGUGCCUGCACAGUCCUGAAAACAAGAGGUGUUCUGAGGCAGUUGACAUUGGACUCAAAAGCUUUUUCCACAUUCCUCCUUGGUGUCCUCGGGAGCUCCCAUCAUGAAUCACUGAAGGCACAAGAAGCCAUACGUGAGUUGUUUGAUGAAUACAAUAUUCAAUAUGAUGGAGCAUCCAAAAACCCAUAUAAUGCCGUGGAAGAUGCUUCAGAUGUGGUGGACAUUCAAGGUUUGGUUUCAACAGUCAGUUGCAUGAGCUUCAGACUCAACAGUCUCCAUUGGCGGUACAGUCUGAUGGCUAACUGGGUGCUCCUACUGUUACUUAUAUCUUCAAGAAGUUUGAUUUUUCGUACGAAAUUUCACUUUGAAACUAUAGGUUGCUUCUUAAAGAGUUUGAGGAAUCAGGUUCCUCAAACAAGGAUACUUGCUAUCUCUGCCUUGAAUGUUUUACUCACUGAGUUUCCAAAUGUUCCAUCAGUGGAGAAAACACUCACUGCAGGAAGUGUAAAAUCACCUCUUGAAGAUGCCCUGGGUCAAGUUUUUCUGGAAGAUGGAUUUUUUGUGCAUGCACUGAACUAUCUAUCUGACGACCAUGAUAUACCUGAUAUGGAAUUAGUAGAUUCUACAGGGAACUAUGGCAUGAUAUCAAGUGAUGCAGAUAAACUAAUAAGGUGCUUCUGUUUUGAUCGCAUUCCUUCAUGGCCACGCACACCUAGUUGGAUAUUUAUGACUGGAGGGGACAGUUUCUGUGCAAGCUUUGCAUACUUUAUUGAACGUUUAGUGCAGGAAUGUGGAGAGCCGGUUGUUCUAUCUCUUCGAAGUUCAUUGGAGGAAUUUUCAUUUGCAGAGGAGAGGGCAAAGCAAUGUGUGGCUGCUGAGGCUUUGGCUGGGAUAUUGCACUCUGAUAUUAGCGAAGUCCAGGAUUCCUGGAAGAGCUGGAUACUGAGUCUAGUGGAAAAGAUCAUUCUUGAACCAGUGGUAGAUUCAACUCCUGAUUGGACAGCUUGUAUACGUUAUGCAGUGACAGGGAAAGGGAGACAUGGAACUGAGGCACCUGAUUUGAGGCAUAAGGUCCUCGAAUGCCUGAUGAACCCUUUACCUCAAAUUGUGAAAACCAGCACAAUUACAAAAAGAUAUUAUUUUCUCGCUGCUGCACUUGCAGAAAUGUAUCCAUCCAAAAUGCAAAGCACAGAAGUUGAAUUACAUGAUGCUUUGCUGAAGGAACUUCUUGAAUGCAUGGACUACUCAUCUUCACAGGUUAGAGAAGCCAUUGGUGUCACUCUCUCUGUUUUAUGUUCAAAUAUGGCACUUUUUAUUUCCUGUAGAACUGGCAAAUCACAUCACAUGCAACAUAGUAAGUCAAAUUACUCCAUUGGAGAUAACGAUUGGUGUCAUUAUCUGAUAAAACGUGCAUCUGAACUGGCUCUGCACAUUCAAAGUGCUGGUCAGCCCUCCAUUUUUGCAAAUGAUGAUACACAAGAAGAGACAAGAUGGAUGGAGACGUUGUUUCAUUUUGUAAUAUCAUCCUUCAAAUCUGGAAGAUCUCCAUUUUUGUUCAAUAUAAUUGUUGGAGUUCUGCAUCCUAUCAUUUCAUUGCAGGGAACACCAAAUGAAGAUCUAUCCUGUCUGGCCAAUGAGGCAUUUGAAUUGUUGAUAUGGCAUACAAUGCCACAGGCUUGCCUCAAAGAGGCAGUUGUGAUACUUCUUUCUUCUUCUAACAAUUCUAACUGGAGAACAAGACUCUCAACAUUGUCUUAUUUGCGUCACUUCAUGUACAGGCACAUUUUUCUUCUUUCAGUUCAAGACAAGCAACAAAUCUGGAUGCAAAUUGAGAUGCUACUAAAAGACAGCCAGGUUGAGGUAAGGGAGCAUGCAGCAACUGUGCUUGCUGACUUAAUGAAUAGUGGUGAUGAAGAUCUAGCUGGGAAUUUCCGUCACAGAGCAUAUGAAGAGGCAUUCUCUCUUUAUACAAAAAGAAAGCUGAGGAAUUUGGCUUUUGAUGUUUCUUCAGCUUCCUUGCAUGGUUCUGUCUUGGCUCUAGUCGCAUUAGUAUUGUCAGUUCCUUAUGACAUGCCCAGCUGGCUUCCUGAUACUGUGACGUUAUUAGCUCGAUUCGUUGUAGAACCUUCACCAAUAAAAUCCACAGUCACCAAGGCAAUUGCUGACUUUCGGCGGACCCAUUCAGAUACUUGGAUCAUGCAAAAGGGUUCUUUCACCAAAGAACAGCUCGAGAUAUUGGAUGAAACGUCAUCUUCCUUUUCGUAUUUUGCUUGAUGCCAUUUUGUUGAAAGCUAUUGGAAAUAAAGGCUAGUGUGUGAACUCCUGAUCAUAAUCAAUAAAUGCAUAUAAAACAUGGGCAUCUUUUGUGCUCAUGGCCUGUGAUUUUAUUGCCA
Messenger RNA from Nymphaea colorata (pocket water lily), 6939 nucleotides. Its product is annotated as proteasome activator subunit 4-like. Lineage: Eukaryota; Viridiplantae; Streptophyta; Magnoliopsida; Nymphaeales; Nymphaeaceae. Bases 1691 to 6820 code for a protein of 1709 amino acids. The record is from RefSeq and is a predicted model, not a curated record. Gene Ontology annotation, molecular function: proteasome binding; peptidase activator activity. Gene Ontology annotation, cellular component: nucleus; cytosol. Gene Ontology annotation, biological process: proteasomal ubiquitin-independent protein catabolic process. The transcript is spliced from 35 exons.